GGAAGCGCGCCUUUGCCAGUGACACCGUCGACCUCUGCCGUCGACUUUAUUUCAUCUUCACCUCCUCCUUCAUCUUCGAUUCCAUUCUUCUCGUGAUGUCUUUUCUCGGUGGAAGAGGUUCGACGCCUGCGGGCUCUGUGAACCCUGAACGGGUAGAAAUGGCUAUGCAAGAACUUGAUAUGAUCACCGACGUGUUCAACAGGCUAGUCUCUUCAUGUCACGCCAAAUGCAUAAGCACCCGAUACACCGAAGGCGACUUGAACAAGGGCGAGAGUGUCUGCAUUGACAGAUGUGUAGCGAAGUUUUUCGAGGUCAACAAGAAGGUUGGCGAAAAGUUGCAAGGCAUGGGUGCCAAUGCUUCACCAAGCCAAGGUGGCGGCUUCGGACUAUAGAUGCUAUGCGGAUUUCUGUAUCAUCCAUUAUAUUCGACUUAAUA
Molecule: messenger RNA, 436 nt
Organism: Somion occarium
Lineage: Eukaryota; Fungi; Basidiomycota; Agaricomycetes; Polyporales; Cerrenaceae
Source: the annotation of a GenBank genome assembly